UCUAUAGCUAUUUCUGUUUUCUAUACCGAAAAUUCCUGUUUAAACCCAACAUCUAAAGAAUUCACUAUAUAAAGGCCUUGAAAUCACACAAAAACAAUAUGUGGUGGGUGAAAUUUGCCAUUGUGUAUUUUGAAUAUCUCCCCCUCUUCAUCUUCCAGCAGUAAGCAACUAAAUCAAUAUUUCUGGAAAUCUUGAAAUUUGAAUUCUUUUCUAGAUUUCAUUUCACCUCUAGGUAAAAUUGAGCACUGGGCAUAUCCACUUCAAUCAGGGGCCGGAUGUGCCAGCAUAUACUAAUGGGGGAGCCAGCACCUCAAAAGCUAAGAUCUCCUACACUGUGAGAGCAGCUUUUAUCAACAUCAUUCAUCACUGUAUAUAAUUCAAACUCUGUUACUGACAAGGGAGGAGUGUCAGGUGCUGUGGCACAGCCAAGAAACUCCCCAUGACUUUGGAGGGGCAGUCUAGAAGAAAUCAUCUGGGACAUUAGUACCUUCUCCAUAUGACAUGCAGGGACAGAAGAUGUCCCAAGAGACACUAGCUAUGUCCUCUGAACUGCUAGCUAAUCUGAAGGGGACCUGAACAGCCCCUAAAUCACCUGUGGGACUUCUAAGGAAGAGGGGUCAACAAGCGGUCCCAAUGAUGCAACCUGCUGUGAUGAUGUUCUCUAGCAAGUUCUGGACUCAGCGAGGAAUAUCUUUGGAUUCAGUUAUGUUUGACCAGCAACACCUUGGAGCCUUCAUGGUGAGUACUGAACAAGUGCUAAUGUAUGGUUCUGAACUGGAUGCUGACCAUCCUGGCUUUAAAGACAAGGUGUAUUGGCAGAGGAGGAAGUACUUUGUGGAGGUUGCAAUGAACUACAAAUUGUUCAAAAAGAGGACGUAUGGUCACCCUACCAUUGCAGAGAGGUCAGGGUUUACCGUACGACCUGUAUCAGGUUAUCUUUCACCACAAGACUUCCUGGCUGGUCUGGCGUAUCGAGUUUUUAAUUGCACUCAGUAUAUACGUCACAUCACAGACCCUCUCUACACACCAGAACCGGACACCUGCCACGAACUGCUGGGUCAUGUAUCACUCCUGGCAGAUCACAAGUUUGCUCAGUUUUCACAGGAGAUUGGACUUGCCUUUCUUGGUGCUUCAGAUGAGGAUGUGCAAAAGCUAGCAACAUGCUAUUUCUUUUCAAUUGAGUUUGGCCUGUGUGAACAGGAUGGCCAGUUGAGAGCCUAUGGAGCAGGUCUACUGUCUUAUAUUGGAGGGUAUGAACAUGCACUGUCUGAUAAAGCAACAGUGAAGAUGUUUGAUCCCAGAACCACGUGCUACCAGGAGUGCCUCAUUACAACAUUUCAAGAGGUUUAUUUUGUCUCUGAGAGUUUUGAAGAGGCAAAAGAGAAAAUGAGGGAAUUUGAUAUAAUAAAGAGGCGUUUUUCUGUCUGCUGCAACCCGUACACUUAGAGCAUUGAUUUACUGAAGGACUCCAGGAGCAUUGAAAUUGUGAUGCAAGAUCUACGCUGCAACCUAACCACUGUCUGUGACGCCCUGGGAAAAAUGAACACAUACCUUGGGAUCUAGAGCCUAAGUUAACAAUGCAUCCAC
Molecule: messenger RNA, 1587 nt
Organism: Myxocyprinus asiaticus (Chinese sucker)
Lineage: Eukaryota; Metazoa; Chordata; Actinopteri; Cypriniformes; Catostomidae
Gene: tph2
Product: tryptophan hydroxylase 2 (tryptophan 5-monooxygenase)
Biological process (GO): aromatic amino acid metabolic process
Cellular component (GO): neuron projection
Molecular function (GO): iron ion binding; tryptophan 5-monooxygenase activity
Source: RefSeq, a predicted model, not a curated record